AUGAUUUAUUACGGGCUCUCUCUCCUUUUGACUUGGGUCUUCCUGGUCGUGGUCGCGCAGGAUCGACAAGGUCUUGAGAUUGACACCGCGUUCGCCAUCGAGGCCGUCAAGCGAGCAUUCCCGGAUGCCCCGAACAAUUAUGUCCCCGCCGCGGUCAAUUGCCCCUCCACUCGCCCGGCGGUCAGGGGCGCGAAAACACUAUCGCCCGAGGAGCAAUCGUGGCUCGAGAAGCGCCGGAACAAUACCAUCGACCCCAUGAAGGAUUUGCUUGGUCGUCUCAACAUUACCGGUUUCGACAUCAACUCUUGGUUCGCAGCUCACGGUACAAAUGCCUCGACGCUACCAAACAUUGGUUUGGCUUUUUCCGGAGGUGGAUAUCGUGCUUUGAUGAAUGGCGCUGGCGCUAUUGCUGCCUUUGACAGCCGAACAAACAAUUCUACCUCCUCUGGUCAUUUGGGUGGACUGCUACAGGCUUCAACAUACGUAGCUGGUCUUUCUGGUGGGAGCUGGCUAGUGGGAUCUAUCUUCACGAACAACUUUACCACGGUCACUGAUAUCACCAGCCAAAACACUGGUGACUUUUGGCAAUUUGGAAACUCCAUCUUUAAAGGUCCGCCAAAGAGUGGCAUCCAACUCUUGAACACGGCCCAGUACUACAGCAACAUUUACGAUGAAGUCAGCAACAAGGAAGAUGCCGGCUGGCAUAUAUCCCUCACCGAUUUCUGGGGCCGUGCUCUUUCUUUCCAGUUGAUCAAUGCCACUGACGGUGGCCCUGCUUAUACUUUCUCUUCGAUUCAAGAUGAUCCCCAGUUCAUUUCGGGUGACAUUCCCAUGCCAAUUAUUGUUGCAGACGGGCGGGCUCCUAACCAAACUUUGAUCUCGGGCAACUCGACAGUUUAUGAAUUCACUCCCUAUGAAUUUGGCACCUUUGAUCCGACCGUGUUCGGAUUCGUGCCCACUCGGUACCUCGGAUCCAACUUCACAGCUGGACAGAUUCCAUCCAACGAUAAGUGUAUUCGCGGAUUCGACAAUGCGGGUUUCGUCAUGGGCGUAUCGUCGACCUUGUUCAACCAAUUCCUUUUGCAAAUCAAUUCAACGAGCAUUUCUCCAUCCUUCAAAAAGGCAUUGACUAAAAUCCUUCAGGAUGUCGGCGAAGAUAACAACGACAUUGCCGACAUCUAUCCCAAUCCAUUCUAUCACUACAAUAGCCUUUCUAACCCUGGUGCAAAUGCAACCACUCUGACCUUGGUUGAUGGCGGCGAGGAUCUGCAAAACAUACCCUUGCAGCCUCUUAUCCAGCCAGAACGGAGCCUGGAUGUCAUCUUCGCAGUAGACAGCUCUGCUGACACUACCACGUAUUGGCCAAACGGUACCUCGCUCGUUGCGACCUAUCAGCGAAGCUUAAAUGGUACUGGCAUUGGCAAUGGCACCGCAUUCCCAUAUAUUCCGGAUCAGAACACAUUUGUCAACCUUGGCCUCAACACGCGACCCACCUUUUUUGGCUGCAACACGAGCAACAUGACUGGCCCUGGACCAUUAAUAGUGUACUUGGCCAAUUACCCCUAUGUUUUUAAUUCGAACGUGUCGACCUUUCAGGACUCGACAAACAAUACUGAGCGAAACGCUGUCAUUGAGAACGGAUACGACGUGGUGACCAUGGGCAACGCGACCACAGAUGCUCAGUGGCCUGUCUGUGUGGGCUGCGCCAUUUUGAGCCGGAGCCUCGAGAGGACCAAUACGACGUGGCCUAGUGUCUGCGAGCAGUGUUUUAGCAAAUUCUGCUGGGACGGCACUGUUAAUAGCACCCAACCGGAAGGUUAUGCUCCACCUACGACUUUUUCUAGUUUAAAGGUCAACGGCUCCGCGAAACUGAAGCGUGUCGGUCCUUUGGCGCUGCUGGCGGCCCUUGUCACGGGUGCGUCAAUGAUGUGA
This is a messenger RNA of Xylona heveae TC161, 1932 nucleotides long. Its product is annotated as lysophospholipase Plb1. The record is from RefSeq and is a predicted model, not a curated record. Gene Ontology annotation, biological process: glycerophospholipid catabolic process. Lineage: Eukaryota; Fungi; Ascomycota; Xylonomycetes; Xylonales; Xylonaceae. Gene Ontology annotation, molecular function: A2-type glycerophospholipase activity. Bases 1 to 1932 code for a protein of 643 amino acids. The transcript has 4 exons. Gene Ontology annotation, cellular component: intracellular membrane-bounded organelle; cytosol.